GCGUACAUUCUAGCCAAACAUAGCACUCCUCUCCCUGCAACUGAAAAGAUCUAAUGGCUCCGUCGCUCCCCCGGCUUCCCCCUUCCCCUUCUUCCAGUCCUGCUUAUUGAGCUAAGAUCAAAUGCACCCCAUCUGACGACCUCGGACUGCCCCUGCAACCCAGCCUCUUUCCACCGCCCGAUCUCCGCCAUCCGCCAUGGAGCCAGACGUGAGCAUCGAGACCGGGUCCAUGAUCCGCGUCGCCGUUCUCCCGAUCGGCGCGGUACCGACGGCGCUUCUGCGUGACUACGCGUCGCUUCUGGUCCAGCACCGUAAGGUGGAGCUCUCUGCCAUCAGCUCCUUCUACACGGAGCACCAGAAGAGCCCCUUCGCCAACCAGCCCUGGGAGUCCGGCAGCCUACGCUUCAAGUUCAUGCUCGGCGGCUCCCCUCCCUCGCCAUGGGAGGACUUCCAGUCCAAUCGCAAGAUCCUUGCCGUCAUUGGCAUUUGCCACUGCCCCUCCUCCCCCGAUCUGGACGGAGUCCUCGAGCAGUUCGGCACCGCCUGCAAAGGCUACACCUCCGCCCUCGUUCAGCGCUGCUUCGCAUUUUGCCCCACUGAUUCUCAGCUAGAGGAUGGCAGUGAAAAAGGGGGUAAUUUAAUUUUGUUUCCUCCUGCUGAUCGACAAACUCAGGAGUUUCAUUUGCACACAAUGAUGCAAGAUAUUGCGGCCUCAUUGUUGAUGGAAUUUGAAAAAUGGGUUCUUCAGGCAGAAUCUGCUGGAACAAUUCUGAAGACGCCUUUAGAUUCUCAAGCUAGCCUAAGCUCAGAGGAGGUGAUCAAGGCGAAAAAGCGGAGACUUGGUCGUGCUCAAAAAACUAUUGGAGAUUAUUGCUUGUUGGCAGGGUCCCCUGUUGAUGCGAAUGCACAUUAUUCCACUGCAUUAGAACUUGCCAGGUUGACCGGGGAUUAUUUUUGGUAUGCUGGUGCAUUGGAGGGUGGCGUUUGUGCCUUACUGAUAGAUCGCAUGGGCCAGAGGGAUCCAGUUUUAGAGGAGGAGGUUAGGUAUCGGUACAAUAGUGUCAUCUUGCAUUAUAGGAAGUCAUUCAUUCAAGACAACGCUCAGAGAGUUUCACCCUUGAGCUUUGAACUUGAGGCUACUUUGAAAUUGGCACGAUUUCUUUGCAGAAGAGAGGUGGCUAAGGAGGUUGUAGAGUUGUUGACCAAUGCUGCUGAUGGUGCAAAAUCUUUGAUUGAUGCAAGUGACCGACUGAUAUUGUAUGUCGAAAUAGCUCGUUUAUUUGGGACUCUUGGUUACCAGCGGAAAGCUGCUUUUUUUUCAAGGCAGGUAGCUCAGUUGUAUUUGCAGCAAGAAAACAGAUUUGCUUCCAUUAGUGCCAUGCAGGUGUUGGCAAUGACAACGAAAGCAUAUCGUGUCCAAAGCAGAGCAUCCCCUUCAAAAAAUGCUGCCCCUAAUGAAGCUGCAUCUACGCAUGCUGAUGGCGGGAAAAUCCAUCACCAGUCAGUAGUCUCACUGUUUGAGUCCCAGUGGAGCACCCUGCAGAUGGUUGUGCUAAGAGAGAUAUUGAUGUCUGCUGUCCGUGCAGGAGAUCCUCUAGCCGCAUGGAGUGCAGCGGCACGUUUACUUAGAUCUUACUACCCUCUAAUUACACCUGCUGGGCAAAAUGGCCUGGCAAGUGCACUUGCAAAUUCAGCUGAAAGGCUGCCCUCAGGGAUUCGUUGUGCUGAUCCUGCCUUACCUUUCAUAAGGUUGCAUUCCUUUCCUUUACAUCCCUCUCAAAUGGACAUUGUAAAACGGAAUCCAGUGAGAGAAGAUUGGUGGGCGGGAUCUGCUCCUUCAGGGCCUUUUAUUUAUACACCAUUCAGCAAAGGAGAGGCAAAUGACAGCAAUAAGCAGGAGAUGGUUUGGAUUGUUGGGGAACCAGUCCAGGUGUUGGUGGAAUUGGCAAACCCUUGCGGCUUUGAUUUAAUUGUUGAUAGUAUAUAUCUCUCAGUGCAAUCUGGAAAUUUUGAUGCUUUUCCAAUUAGCGUCAAUCUUCCACCCAACUCAUCAAAAGUGAUUACAUUAUCAGGAAUUCCAACUUCAGUGGGGUUGGUUACCAUUCCUGGAUGCAUUGUUCAUUGUUUUGGUGUUAUUACCGAACACCUUUUCAAGGAUGUUGAUAAUCUACUACUUGGAGCUGCUCAAGGACUUGUUCUUUCUGACCCUUUUCGUUGUUGUGGGUCUGCAAAAUUGAGAAAUGUUUCUGUUCCAAAUAUUUCGGUUGUACCUCCACUGCCAUUGCUAGUGUCACAUGUUGUUGGUGGUGAUGGCGCCAUCAUUUUAUAUGAAGGUGAAAUUCGUGAUGUAUGGAUAAGUCUGGCUAAUGCAGGUACAGUUCCAGUCGAACAGGCGCAUAUUUCACUGUCAGGAAAGAAUCAAGACUCUGUUGUCUCAGUUGCAUAUGAAAUGUUAAAGUCUGCUCUUCCAUUAAAGCCUGGUGCAGAGGUGACACUACCUGUUACCUUAAAAGCCUGGCAGCUUGGCUUGGUGGAUCCUGAUACUGCUGCUAGCAAGAGUGUAUCUGGAAGCAUGGGGAGGCAAUCCAAGGACGCAAGCAGUCCAAUGCUGCUAAUCCAUUAUGCAGGGCCAUUGGCAGUUCCUGGAGAACCACCAAGAAGUGGGUCUGUUGUUCCCCCUGGUAGGCGCCUGGUUGUUCCCUUGCAUAUCUGUGUCUUGCAAGGUUUAUCUUUUGUUAAGGCUCGUUUAUUGUCAAUGGAAAUUCCUGCGCAUAUUGGUGAAAACCUUCCUAAAGCAGUUCAUGUGGAGAAUAGCUCCACUGAAGAAGUUACUGUUUCUGAAAGCAAAAUGAAGAGGCUGGUAAGGAUAGAUCCUUACCGAGGAAGUUGGGGGCUACGCCUUCUCGAACUUGAGUUGUCUAAUCCAACUGAUGUUGUGUUUGAGAUUAGUGUUUCUGUUCGGCUGGAAGACUCGAGUAAUGAGAGUAGCCCUUCUGUUGACCGGGGUGCUAUUGAAAUUGGUUAUCCUAAAACAAGAAUUGAUAGGGAUUAUUCUGCAAGGGUACUCAUACCAUUGGAGCAUUUCAAGUUGCCCAUCUUGGAUGGUUCCUUUUUUAUGAAAGAUUCCCAGGCUGAUGGGACUACCAGUGGCAGAGUUUCAAGCUUCACAGAGAAGAGUACUAAGGCUGAAUUGAAUGCCUCUAUUAGGAACUUGAUUUCUAGAAUUAAGGUGAGAUGGCAAUCUGGACGUAACAGCUCCGGAGAACUAAAUAUCAAGGAUGCAAUACAGACAGCCCUUCAGACAUCUGUUAUGGAUGUACUGCUGCCAGAUCCAUUGACGUUUGGCUUCAAGCUUGCCAAAAAUGGUUCUGAACAUUCUCCUGAGCCUGUUUCACCAGAGGAAUCCAAUAUUCAAGUCUACUCAUUUGCAUCGAAAGGUUCUGUUCUUGCCCAUGACAUGACUCCUAUGGAAGUUCUGGUUCGCAAUAACACCAAGGAGAUGAUCAGCAUGUGUCUUAGUCUUACGUGCAGAGAUGUAGCUGGAGAGAACUGCGUUGAGGGUAACAAGGCAACUGUUUUAUGGGCCGGUGUUUUGAGUGGGAUCACAAUGGAGGUUCCUCCGCUUCAGGAGAUCAAGCAUUGUUUCUCCCUGUAUUUCCUGGUACCUGGUGAAUACACUCUGGCAGCCGCUGCAGUGAUUGAUGAUGCUAAUGACAUCCUCAGGGCUCGAGCAAAAACCGAUUCACCUGAUGAGCCAAUAUUUUGUCGAGGACCCCCAUUUCAUGUCUGUGUCAGCGGGAAUGCAUGAUGGCAUCUUGCCUACAGCCAACAUUAUCAGGUCAUAUAUUUAAAACAUCUUCAUUGCAGAAAGAAAAUGCUCCCUCCAGCAGUUUGCGACAGCUGCUACUGCUGCUCAGAUUUUUAUACUUGAUUCUUCUACCAGAUCUUCCUCCUUGCUAUACUUAAAAAUUAGAUUCCAGAAUUCACUUGUGUAUAUUUGGGUUUUCCAUGUGCUUGUAAAUUCAUAUUUGAGGCGGUUUUAUGAAGCGGAUUUUCUUUUGGGAGUA
Malania oleifera is the source of this 4067-nucleotide messenger RNA. Its product is annotated as trafficking protein particle complex II-specific subunit 120 homolog. The record is from RefSeq and is a predicted model, not a curated record. The transcript has 10 exons. Bases 197 to 3808 code for a protein of 1203 amino acids. Gene Ontology annotation, cellular component: trans-Golgi network. Lineage: Eukaryota; Viridiplantae; Streptophyta; Magnoliopsida; Santalales; Ximeniaceae.